Kluyveromyces marxianus DMKU3-1042 is the source of this 1389-nucleotide messenger RNA. It is a transcript of the gene TOS1, whose product is annotated as Tos1p. The coding region runs from base 1 to 1389 and encodes 462 amino acids. NCBI's taxonomy places the organism in Eukaryota, Fungi, Ascomycota, Saccharomycetes, Saccharomycetales, Saccharomycetaceae. The transcript has a single exon. Gene Ontology annotation, cellular component: fungal-type cell wall. The record is from RefSeq and is a predicted model, not a curated record.
AUGAAGUUUAGCACCGUGGCCAACACUGCCUUAUUGGCAACUUUUGCUCACGCAGGAUGUGAGAACGUCGGUGGUAACUACUACUGCUCAUCAACUGAUGCCGUUGUUUAUUCCAACGUUGGUUACUCUGGUUCCUACCAGGAUGUGACCUCCAUGGACGAGUCUUCUUGUGCUUGUGCCCAAUCCUCCGUCUCAUUCGAAGGUAACAUGGCUCCAUUGGACGAAGAAUUGUCUGUCCACUUUAGAGGUCCAAUCAAGUUGCUCCAAUUCGGUGUCUACUACCCUGGUUCAUCUGUUAGCUUGAACAAGAGAGACGCUGUUGAGGCUGACAACGAAGAAUCUGCUUCUUGUACUACUACGGCCAGAAAACACCACGAACAUAAGAGAGAAGCUGCUGUUCAAUGGGUCGAAGUUACCUCCACUGUCGUUGUUGGUGGUAACGGUGAACCAAUCUCUGAAAGUCUGACCCCAAUUGCAGAGCCAACCAACAACUACGAAGGUACCACCACUCUGGCUCCAUCUUCUGCUGCUGGAUCUCCUGCCGGUUCCUCUUCCUCUUCAUCUUCUUCUUCCAGUGCUGCUGCUGCUUCAAGCUCUUCAAGCUCUUCAGGUUCUGGAUCAAGCUCCGGCUCUGGUAGCUCCUCCAACAGUGCAUCUGCUUGGAACAGAGUUUCGUACUUCACCCCAGGUUCUGCCCAAAACCUAACUUUCAUGAACCACCAAGGUGGUACUAAGGGUUCUGGUACUUGGUCCGCAUGUUUCGGUAACUCAAUUUCCUACUGUGAUUCUGACGGUGUUACUGGUGCUGCAUCCCCUGUUGCAUUGGGCGAAGUCACUGUCCCAUCCGACAAGGAAUUCAUGAUCUUCAGUGGUUCCAAGUGUGGUGAUUCUUCUGCUAACGGUGACUGUGGCUACUACAGAGAAGGUAUCCCAGCUUACCACGGUUUCGGUGGUAACACCAAGAUGUUCGUCUUCGAAUUCUCCAUGCCAAGUGACAACUCUGGUGGCUACAACGCCGAUAUGCCAGCUGUUUGGUUGUUGAACGCUAAGAUUCCAAGAACCUUGCAAUACGGUGAUGCUACCUGUUCUUGUUGGAAGACCGGCUGUGGUGAGUUCGAUCUGUUCGAAAUCUUGAGCACCGGUUCUGACAAGUUGAUUACCCAUAUCCACGAUGGUCAAGGUAACGACGGUACCAGCACUGGUGGUGGUGGUACUCAAGAUUACUUCCAAAGACCAACUUCUGGUACCCUAAAGGCUGCUGUCAUUUUCAAUGGAUCUGACAAGACUAUCCACAUUGUCGAAGUCGAUGAUUCAUUCGAUAGUACCAUUUCAGCUGACACUGUUAACUCUUGGUUCAGCAAGGGUGGUUCUUCGGCUCCUUUGUCUUAA